AAGAGCACAUAAGUAUGUCUCUACCAUUUUAUUUAGAUUUCCCAAUGUACUAUUUUGUACUUUCCAAUUCCACCAUCUCCCCUACAUCUGCAAUUUAGGGUUUUCACAAAUUGAAAUGUGCAGGCCUAAUGGAAUACUCUGAAGCCUCCAAUUUCCUCACAAAUGCUGCCGAUACAAACCCUAAAUUAGGGUUUCAAUCCUCUUUCAAUGCUGAUUCAGAUUCUGAUCAGACUUUGGAACUAGGCAAAAAGCUAGAGCGGAAGCCUCUUUAUUUGACAGAGGCCGGGGUAGUGUUUGAGGAGGCUGCACCUGAUAUAGCAGUGGUGGAGAAAGUAUAUGAAAAACUGGAGAAGCAGCUUCAUUUGAAAGAGGAUGAGGAGGACAAACAUUCGAUUGAAAGGAACCAAGAUGACUACUUUAACAGUGUAGAGAGCAUUGAUGGAGAAGAACACAACAGUUAUGAUAAAGAGGAUAAUGAUAAUAAUGAUGAGAAGUUAGAUGAUGAAGCUGAGGAGAAGAAUGAGAGUAUUAAUGGUAACAGAAGGCAUCAGUAUCCAGUAAGACCUGAAGCUGAAGAUUGUGCCUUCUAUAUGAAAACUGGUACUUGCAAAUUUGGAUCCAAUUGCAAGUUCAAUCACCCUGUAAGAAGGAAAAGCCAGGCUACCAAGGAGAAGGUGAAGGAAAGGGAGGAAGCAGCAGAGAGAUCUGACCAGACAGAAUGCAAGUAUUACUUGAGGACAGGGGGUUGUAAGUAUGGAAAAGCUUGUAGAUAUAAUCACUCAAGAGCAAAAACUCCAGUGCUCCCUGCAAAAACAACAGUAUUCCCUGUUUUAGAACUUAACUUUCUGGGUCUGCCAAUCCGACUGGGAGAGAGAGAGUGCCCGUAUUAUAUGCGUAAUGGUUCCUGCAAGUAUGGAGUGAACUGCCGGUUUAAUCAUCCAGAUCCUACAGCUGCUGGAGGAAGUGACCCUCCUUCAGCAUUCAGUAAUGGUGGGGCUGCUGCUUUACAGAGUUCCUCACAAUCAAGUGUAGCAUCUUGGUCUUCACCAAGAGGACUAAAUGAGGCUGCCCCCUUUCCAAUUAUGUUUUCACCAACUCAAGGGGUUCCUUCACAAAAUCCUGAAUGGAAUGGAUAUCAGGGUCCUGCAUUUCCACCAGAGAGGAGGAGUAUACACCCAGGUUCAGCGUAUGUCAUAAGCAAUCCAGCUACAGAUACCAACGUCUAUGCGCAUCAGCAGCAGAUGACAUUCGAUGAAUAUCCAGAACGACCUGGACAACCAGAGUGCAGUUAUUAUUUGAAAACUGGAGGCUGUAAAUUCAAGUCUAAUUGCAAAUAUCAUCAUCCAAAGAAUCAGAUCCCGAAGUCACCUCCAUGUGCUCUUAGUGACAAGGGCCUGCCAUUGAGACCUGGUCAGCAUAUCUGUUCUUACUACAGCCGGUAUGGUAUUUGCAAGUUUGGGCCUGCUUGUAAAUUUGACCAUUCAAUACAACCAGCUUCAAUGACAGGGUCUGCUGAAGAUCAGGGUACCCCCUUCAGUGACUCUCUGGCUAAAGACGAGUCUAGGAUGUCUGAAACUGGAAAUCAAAGUGACACUGCUAUUCAGCAGCCUGAGUAAAAUUUUUGCAUCAAUGGACCUAGCUCUUCAGGGUCAACAACACAGAGGAUUUGUAAUUUAAUCCGUGAAUUUGGAUCUUUUAUUUGACCUUUACUCUGGUUCAUCUGCCACAAGCUUUUGAAACCGUGGCGUUAAAUAUUUAUAAUGGGUUGUGUUACUGCAGCCAAAAGUGUAAUCUGGAUAUGUAAAUUCUCUAUUUUAUGUUCUUUACCAGCCUUGUUUAUCUA
Hevea brasiliensis (rubber tree) is the source of this 1843-nucleotide messenger RNA. Its product is annotated as zinc finger CCCH domain-containing protein 43. The coding region runs from base 129 to 1616 and encodes 495 amino acids. The record is from RefSeq and is a predicted model, not a curated record. The transcript is spliced from 6 exons. NCBI's taxonomy places the organism in Eukaryota, Viridiplantae, Streptophyta, Magnoliopsida, Malpighiales, Euphorbiaceae. Gene Ontology annotation, molecular function: mRNA binding; metal ion binding.